UCGGGGCGGGGGAGGUUGUGUGUGUGUGUGAUGGGUGCGGCGAAAUGGGUUGGUGAAGCGAUGGGUGGAUGUAGUGGCGCCGCGUGGAGUACCGGUGGAGUGUGGUGGAGGAGACAGGGACCACUUCUUAUGUUCCUAAUAUUACUCCUGCCUCAAGUACUGCUGGCUGAUACAGGCUUCCUCGAGUCUAUAGAAAUCCAACCUGACACUACAGAAGCCCCAUCAGUAGGUCCCAAACUGCUGGAGGCGCCGGAGAACACAACAGUGGUGGUGGGCGACCCUGCCAUGCUCCGGUGCAGGGCCACGGGAACGCCGCCCCCCAAGCUAGUGUGGCACGCCCAACGCACCGGCAGAGUGAGGACUGACCCUGCGCGGGGAGUGGCGGUCACCGAGGAAGGGCUGAAAUUUGAGUCUGUGGGGAAGGAGGAUGAGGACUCUUACCGCUGCACCGCCCGGAGUUCAGCAGGGUCACAACACUCCGCCUGGGUGCCGCUGAAGGUGUUGGCUGAGACGCGCAUCUCUGAGUACCCUGGCGCCUACAGCAUCAACUACGGCACCACCCUGCUGAUGCGCUGCGUGGCCCUUGGUGACCCGCUGCCGGAGAUAGAAUGGUUCAAAGAUGGGGAUCCGCUGCCGAUGUACGAGUGGAAGAACGAGAUAUUGCACGGGAUAGAGUUCACGCCGUUCACCAAGUAUGCUCGCUCAGUGCUCACCGUGAACGCCACAGCCACGGCCAACUACACCUGCUCUGCCGAGAAUGUGGUGCAGAACAGACGCACCACCGACUCCAGGACCUUCACCGUCUCCGUCGUGCACCCCGUCAGCCCCAUCAGACGACCGCUUGGCUACUGUGCGCCUUACAAUGGUCGGGUGUGUAAGAAGCACCUGAGAGGGCCGGGCCUGGUGUGGUACAACAUCACCGCCACAGACCAGGGCGGGUGGCUGAAUGAACACAUCACGAGGGAGCUGUGGUCCGAGAUGAUCAACAACUUCCGUGAGCUUUGUCGAGAGGCAGCCGAGAAACUGUUGUGUCACUUUGCCUUCCCCAAGUGUCAGCUGAAUGACGGGUACCAGGUGGGGCUGCCGCUGUGCCGGGAGGACUGCAUAGCUGUCCGCAGCCUCUUUUGUGUCAACGAGUGGCUUCUCAUCGAGCAGAACAAGCAGGAGAACAGGGUGUUGAAGUCUCGAAACCAUUUCCGGCUUCCCAACUGUGAUGCCCUGGAGAGUUACGGCAACGGCUCCCGGAAGUCAGUGUGUUCUCACAUUGGCCUCACCAGCAUUGACCACAGCCAAGUCACUUAUGACUGCAGGAAGGCACGGGGCCGUUGGUAUUUUGGCACCGUAAAUGUCACCAGCAAUGGAAUUCCGUGCCAGCGAUGGGACUCCCAGGAGCCACACAGCCACCACCGGCCACCCAGCGUCUUCCCAGAGAUACAGAAUGCUGAGAACUACUGUAGAAAUGCUGGAGGAGAGGAACCCUACCCUUGGUGCUACACUACUAACCCUCUCAUCAGAUGGCAGCACUGUUCCAUCCCCUUGUGUGGUGAAGGUGGCAGUACACCUGGGGGAGUGUUCCUUCAUGAUGAGAUUCAGGCCAAGAUGCUUCCUAGUCCCUGGCUGAUCCUGAUAGCUGGAGGUGCUGGGCUAGGGGGCCUCCUGCUGCUGGCCCUCAGUGCUCUCCUCAUCUACAAGUUGGUCCACGCCCGGCACGGCUAUUCCUCCCCCAACUCCCAGACGGGGAAUCCGGAUGCUGACAUUGACAUCACGAAGCUACCACGGAACUCAGCCUACCACCAGACCUGUGCACAGCUGAACCCUAAACUGGAGAAGCUGCAGUACGACAGGAACAGCAUCAUCUACAUCCGGGACCUUGGGCAGGGAGCGUUUGGCCGAGUGUUUCAGGGCAAAGCUCCAGCACUUGUUCCUGGUGAAGAGUUAACAAUGGUUGCUGUCAAGGUACUAAAGGAGGAGGCUUCUGAAGACAUGCUUGGUGACUUUGAGCGGGAGGCUUGCAUCUUGGCUGAGUUUGACCACCCCAACAUUGUGCGCCUGCUGGGCGUGUGUGCUGUGGGGCGCCCCAUGUGCCUCCUCUUUGAGUACAUGGGACGUGGGGACCUCAAUGAGUUUCUCAGAACGUGCUCCCCCACCAACUACAUUGUGCGCUCCACCAACGGGGAUGCAUUCAGUGACACAAAGCUCACAUACAAAGACAUGCUGUGGAUCGGCACGCAGAUUGCAGCCGGCAUGGUUUACCUCUCAAAUCGUAAGUUUGUCCAUCGAGAUCUCGCCACCAGAAAUUGUCUCAUUGGGGAAGAUAUGACAGUGAAGAUUGCAGACUUUGGUCUGUCCCAGAAGAUUUACAUUGCCGAUUAUUACCGCGGCGACGACAGUGAUGCAAUUCCCAUCCGCUGGAUGCCUCUAGAAAGCAUUUUGUAUAACAAGUAUACUGUUGAGAGUGAUGUGUGGGCUUAUGGAGUGUGUCUGUGGGAAAUAUUUUCAUUUGCACUCCAGCCAUACUAUGGGAUGACUCACGAGCAAGUGGUCUGCUUCCUAAAGGAGGGCGGCAUCCUGUCCAUCCCUGACCACUGUCCGCCAGAAGCCUAUGCAGUGCUCACCUGGUGCUGGCAGCGGCGCCCCCAUGACAGGCCCUCCUUCCCGGCCCUCCACAAGGCCCUCAUUGAUCUGGCAGCCGAGCGGCCAGUCGUGGUGCCGGAGCCUCCGCCCAGCUCGGCAAUGUCUGGUUCAAUACCUCCCACCCCCCGGCCUGGCUCCUGUGUCCCAGAUCCCCCACAGCAGCAUGUAUGAGGUGGCAGGGCAGGUUUCUGGCAAAGGGGGGAGGCUUGGUAGGUGUGUGUGUGUGUAGUGUUGGGACACACAUUGUCAUGUUGAGUAAUGUGUUGAAGGAAAGCCAGUGUGAUGGACUUACAUUGCUUCUGUGAAAGGUGAUUUAGUUCAUUUUCAAGUGUCCACUCUCAUCAUUUUGAGGCAGCAUGUGUAUGCAAUACAUAGGUAUUCUUCAUAACUUUGUACUGACUGUGUCAGUCUGCGGUAAGUACUAACAAUUUAUUUAAAAUUUCAUGUAUCAUUUAUUUAUAAUUUCAUAUUUCACUUUGAAGGUAAAGGUGUAUUUCUUUUUUUUUUUUUUUUUUUUUUUUUUUUUUUUUUUGUACUGUACGCUGAAGGAAAACUUUACAUUAGCUUCCUUAUGCACAACUUUAAUACUGUGCUAAUUUUUUUAUGCUGUUUUGUGGAUUUUUAUUAAUUCAUUCAUUUGCAUUUUUACACUUUUGCCAAGAAUGGGUCUCAGGCAUUCAGUUUUUGAGAUCUAAGCCAAUAAAUAUUAAACCUUUACUUGAAUUUGGCCAAGUGUACAUAAAGAAAAUGUGUUGCUAUUUCUAUGAGUAGUGACUGUAGGGUUUUCUUAUUCCUCAAAUGCUAUCCUGUAAAUAAUGUAAAAAUUAGAUUGUCAGAAGUAGCUGCAGUUUUAUGUAAGGAUUUUCUAAUUGUAAAUACAAAACUGUGCUGAGGCAUGGUUGAUCAACAGAAUCUUUUAAAUUAUAAUUGUAAAAAGCCAGUGAUCUGCCUUUUGUAACAUAUAUAUAUAGUUUUUUAAGUCAUGAUUACAUCUUAAGUGAAUGUUUCAAUAUUUGCAAAAGAGUACAUGUGCAAACUGCAGCAUGAUGUAAGUCCACCCACCGAAAGUCCCAAACCAGUGAAAUAUUAAUGACUACUUGUAAAGAACUGCAAAUGUAAACUUUUCUCAACUCUCAAGGCUCUCUUUCUGUGGAGGCUGAAAUUGUAACAAAAGCUUUAGUUUCUAACAGUGAAAGCAAGUUUAUUGGAGAUUUGUUUGAUCACUUUUGUCCACAGCUUCUCUUUCUCCUUUUUUUCUUUUAAUGUAACAUAAUGCACAUGAUACAUAGAGCAGUUAUUGCCAGUUGCAUUGUCGUAUGGAAAUCAAUAUAGUACAUCACUUGACAGAUUCCGUUUAAGAUGUAAUUGUUAUGUACAGAGGUUAAGCAGAUUCCUUCAUGUGUGGUGAGGACUUGAGACACCCUCAGUGCAAGACACAUGACAUCUUUGCUGUGGAGUGAGUCUGUAGCAGUGGCGGCAUCAGUGGCGAUGGAACGAAUGGUGCAAGUUAUGAAUCAUUCUAAGGGAGGAUUGCUUUUGUAUUGAGCCAAGAAAUACCUUGCACCUCUUUAUAAUUUACAUAUCAUUUAUCCUCAGAGUUAUUCUCACUUGUCCUGGUGACAGAAAGCCACAACAGUCAAGUACUUUAUGUUGAGCAGCAGUGUUUGAGUUUACAGUAUGUACACAUUGAGUCAGUCUUAUGGCAUUGUAUAGUAAUUGUAAGAGGCUUGAAUCACUGUUAGCUUUAUUUUUUCAAACCAGUGCAUUGUAAGGAAGACUGAUACUUUUUCCGCUGUGAUAGUAUUAAUUUGGAAAGAAGGAUACUUUAGAUGUCAAAGGUUACUGAGCAUCUCCACUCUUGACUGUCAUAAGAGACAACCUGAUGAACUGCACUGGACUGUUUUCUGUACAAUUUGUGGUCAGUCUCGUGACACUCAUAGUAGUGUAUUGCAAUGUUUUGAAGUCACAGUGAACAAGAUACAUUAUUUCCAAAUUGUUAGCAUUGUGUACUUGAUGUUUAUUUAUUCUAUUUAUUUUUAUUGAUUUUGUUUAUUUAUUCUUUUCUUUUCUUUUUUUAUUGAUAUGUUUUUUAAUUUUUGGUAUGUCUUGGUUGAUGAAUCUGGCAGCUAGGUAGUAUGUAGGGAGAUGCAUUUUCUUUAUGUAUUGUUUUCACUCUUGUUAGCAAGAGCUGAUCAAAAGUAACACCACACAAUUGUCUCUGUUUGGUGAGCAUUUCUGUAAUGUUAGAAACACAAUUGAUAUUACUCACAUUUCAGACAAGGACGUGUGUUUAGUGUUACAGAAUGAAAUGUCAUGAGACAUUUUCUUGGUUUUCAUUUUGCAUGAUGCACAACAUUUGAUUGAUGUUCUUUUCAAACCUUGGUUCAUCUUGGCUGUGCCAUUAGUCACUUCAUCAGUAUUAAAUCAAAGAUUUCUUUGUCUACAGGUAGAUUUUAUGUUGAUUUUUUUUUUGGUAGGAGUGCAUAACUCUAUUUCAUUGUUAAUUUUAAUUUUGUAUUCAUUCAUUUUACAGUGAAUGACUGUUUUUAUAUAUUUUACCAGCAAACACAUCACCUUAGGGUCCAGUCCUCUCAAGCCAAUGAUAUUGAUUAGUCUGAGUUUCUUAAUGGUAUUAUUAUUAAUAAGGUUAUCAAUUUUGUAAGGACAUGAAUCUUUACCCAAAGUUUUCUUUAUUAAGCAUUUUCUAUCAUUUGUAUGAUUAUAGACUCCUCUCUUUUAAGUAUUAUAAUCCUUUUUUUAUGCUAUUUUAAGUUAAAGCUAUAUGAGCAUACUAUUCUUGAACAUGUAUUUGUAAUGUGCUUCUUUAUUUUGUGUAGUAUUGUUGGUAGUGAACAACAUUGGCACUAUAAAUCAAAGAUCAGAUACUCACACUGUGAAGUCUAGCAAAUGUGUGCUAAUCAAUUCAUUAAUUUCCAAAUUAAACAGUAUUUCAUAAACCGAAAGUGUCACUGAAAAAUGCAUUAUUAUUAUUAUUAUUAUUAUUAUUAUUAUUAUUAUUAUUAUUAUUAUUAUUAUCAUCAUCAUUAUUAUUAUUGACUAAUUUAUUUAUUAAUGUAAUUUUACCUUGUUUCAUUCAUUAGCAUAUACUCAUACAUGCCUUGAUCAGGAAGCUUCAAAGUCUUUUAGAUUAACAGACAUCUUCACAGAGGUGGCAGUUCUGUGGUGUGGGCAGGCACAGUGAAGCACCGAUAUUGUUUCCCAUGUAAUAUUUGGUGAGGAGGGAGAACACAGUACGACGCUUGAUGCAUUCACUAGGCCAGUAGUGUGUGGAGGAGUGGAGUGGUGCAACACAAUUUGUCAACAUUCCCCUGUGUUUAGUAUAGUCUGAUUUGUAGUGCAUUCUGAAGGCAUCUGUAUCAUCUCAUAUGGGAUGAGUUUUGUUGAACCAGGCAUAUGUAUGGACUGUGAGGGCAGCAAUAUGUUUGUGUGUGUGUGUGUGUGUGUGUGUGUGGUUUGCAGUUUUUACUGCAGUUGAAGAAGAACAGUGAAUCAUUUGAAAUAAUUGAAUUUCCCUGAUCACAUGUACAAAACCAGAGAUCAGUGAAAUAUUUUUGUAAUAUGGUACAGUUAUUUUUUGUGCUGAUGGUUUGCAUGGGUUUGAGUGUUAUGUCAGAGCACAAAAAUGGUGGUCCCUUUUGAUGGUGAGUUAGGUAAUGUUUUUACUUUUAAUUUAGCACAUACAUAAUUUUAACCUUAAUUGUAAUGGUGAAUGGUUUAAAUAAGUUUCAAAGUGAUUCCAAAACUUUCCAGUUUUUAUAUCUUAUCUAGUCCAGCAAAUGAUAUUUACCAAAAUACAACCAUGUUUCCUAGCAGAGACAUGUAAGUGUGUGUGUGUGUGUACCAAGGAAGUGAGUGUUAGCUGGGUAAUGAGGUCACCAGGUUAAAGAUUUGAUGUUAUUACUUCUAAGUCUUAAGCCGUACACUUCAUAAGAUCUCACCCACAGAACAGGCCUGAGUAACAACUGAAUUGUGAUUAUGAUUAAGUUUUUAUGGACCUGUGAAAACAAAGUGUUGAUAAGAGUGUGCAAAGUGAAGAAGGUCUCUGUGGAGUUUACAGUGUUAUGAAAUGGCCAGCUUUCCAUGUCAAACCAUUCCUGAAAAGUUUGUAAUAGUACAUGAAUUAUGUGUGACUGGUCCUCAUAAAAGUCUUAUAUGUUUUGUAUCAAUUUAACAUGAAAGAGUACACAGUUGUCUUCCCAGGCCUUACCCCAAUCAUCAGUGUGUUGUGUUAGGUAUUCUAUGAAGUGUGGCGCUUGUGGGGGCCAGUAAAGCAAUGCACAGACCGCACUGGUUUACUGUAGGGCAAGUAAUGUGAAACAAGUGAAUAAAUAAACAAAUAAUAGUAAGUUAUCUUGAUUUGGGUGAGUCAUGUAAGUGACAUGUGACUUGUGUGUUUGCCCUGUUCAUUUUCAGUUUAGUUGAGAUCAAAUUUUUCAUUCUCGACUAUUCCUGUCUUUAGCAAUACAAUAACUUAACUGCAA
Messenger RNA from Portunus trituberculatus (swimming crab), 7136 nucleotides. Its product is annotated as tyrosine-protein kinase transmembrane receptor Ror2-like. Gene Ontology annotation, molecular function: ATP binding; transmembrane receptor protein tyrosine kinase activity; protein binding. The transcript has 15 exons. Gene Ontology annotation, cellular component: signaling receptor complex. The coding region runs from base 31 to 2805 and encodes 924 amino acids. NCBI's taxonomy places the organism in Eukaryota, Metazoa, Arthropoda, Malacostraca, Decapoda, Portunidae. The record is from RefSeq and is a predicted model, not a curated record. Gene Ontology annotation, biological process: protein phosphorylation; cell surface receptor protein tyrosine kinase signaling pathway; positive regulation of kinase activity.